Molecule: messenger RNA, 10969 nt
Organism: Coregonus sp. 'balchen'
Lineage: Eukaryota; Metazoa; Chordata; Actinopteri; Salmoniformes; Salmonidae
Source: the annotation of a GenBank genome assembly
UCGUGUGAGGAAAAGCUGUCUCUACAGAGGGGUCCUGUGCUGUGCUGUACCCUGGACAAUGUCCCACUCAUCAGGUCAGUACUGUAUUACACUGUCUGUACCAUGCUGUACUUUACUGUUUCAUUCAUAUUUACCUCUGCACACUAACAGUAGCCAACAGUGCAUAUGUACACCAUACCAGUAAACAACUACAGUUGAAAUCGGAAGUUUACAUACACUUAGGUUGGAGUCAUUAAAACUUGUUUUUCAACCACUCCACAAAUGUCUUGUUAACAAACUAUAGUUUUGGCAAGUCGGUUAGGACAUCUACUUUGUGCAUGACACAAGUAAUUUUUCCAACAAUUGUUUACAGACAGAUUAUUUCACUUAUAAUUCACUGUAUCACAAUUCCAGUGGGUCAGAAGUUUACAUACACUAAGUUGACUGUGCCUUUAAACAGCUUGGAAAAUUCCAGAAAUGAUGUCAUGGCUUUAGAAGCUUCUGAUAGACUAAUUGACAUAAUUUGAGUCAGUUGGAGGUGUACCUGUGGAUUUAUUUCAAGGCCUACCUUCAAACUCAGUGCCUCUUUGCUUGACAUCAUGGGAAAAUCAAAAGAAAUCAGCCAAAAAUUGUAGACCUCCACAAGUCUCGUUCAUCCUUGGGAGCAAUUUCCAAACGCCUGAAGGUAUCAUGUUCAUCUGUACAAAUAAUAGUACGCAAGUAUAAACACCAUGGGACCACGCAGCCGUCAUACCACUCAGGAAGGAGACGCGUUCUGUCUCCUAGAGAUGAACGUACUUUGGUGCGAAAAGUGCAAAUCAAUCCCAGAACAACAGCAAAGGACCUUGUGAAGAUGCUGGAGGAAACAGGUACAAAAGUAUCUAUAUCCACAGUAAACCGAGUCCUAUAUUGACAUAACCUGAAAGGCUGCUCAGCAAGGAAGAAGCCACUGCUCCAAAACCGCCAUAAAAAAGCCAGACUACAGUUUGCAACUGCACAUGGGGACAAAGAUUGUACUUUUUGGAGAAAUGUCCUCUGGUCUGAUGAAACAAAAAUAGAACUGUUUGGCCAUAAUGACCAUUGUUAUGUUUGGAGAAAAAGGGGGUGGCUUGCAAGCCGAAGAACACCAUCCCAACCGUGAAGCACGGGGGUGGCACCAUCAUGCUGUGGGGGUGCUUUGCUGCAGGAGGGACUGGUGCACUUCACAAAAUAGAUGGCAUCACGAGGAAGGAAAAUUAUGUGGAUAUAUUGAAGCAACAUCUCAUGACAUCAGUCAGGAAGUUAAAGCUUGGUCGCAAAUGGGUCUUCCAAAUGGACAAUGACCCCAAGCAUACUUCCAAAGUUGUGGCAAAAUGGCUUAAGGACAACAAAGUCAAGGUAUUGGAGUGGCCAUUACAAAUCCCUGACCUCAAUCCUAUAGAACAUUUGUGGGCAGAACUGAAAAAGCGUGUGUGAGCAAGGAGGCCUACAAACCUGACUCAGUUACACCAGCUCUGUCAGGAGGAAUGGGCCAAAAUGUACCCAACUUAUUGUGGGAAGCUUGUGGAAGGCUACCCGAAACGUUUGACCGAAGUUAAACAAUUUAAAGGCAAUGCUACCAAAUACUAAUUGAGUGUAUGUAAACUUUUGACCCACUGGGAAUGUGAUGAAAGAAAUAUAAGCUGAAAUAAAUCAUUCUCUCUACUAUUAUUCUGACAUUUCACAUUCUUAAAAUAAAGUGGUGAUCCUAACUGACCUAAAACAGGGAAUUGUUACUAGGAUUAAAUGUCAGGAAUUGUGAAAAACUGAGUUUAAAUGUAUUUGGCUAAGGUGUAUGUAAACUUCCAACUUCAACUGUAUGCUACACUAUAUACAACUUGCCCUGUGAGUUGAGCUGCAUGUUGUUUGGUUGAGGUCGAGGUCAUCCAUUGUGUUAAAUAAAUUAUCAAUGCCUCUGCCAUUUACCAUUACAGAAAGAAAGCACAUGGUGUACAUGAAGUGAAUAUACAUAACAGGCAGAAAGGAGAGCAAGGUCUUCAUGGCCUGUGGUUGCUAUCAUUAAAGAUCUCCUAUUGUCUUUUUUUGUCUUUCAUUUUUUCAGCUCUCUCUUUUCCUUCUUAAGUAGCCUGGGUUUCACUAGUCUGGCUAACACCUAACUCUCCUGACUUCAGAGUCUGGGAUGGCUCUUUGAUAUUGUUUGCACAAUGCGUCGAUAAUGAAGGGGGCUGUGCUUUUACUGGUUGGUUCUCCUCUGUGUCUUUCUCACUCAAACACCCACAGCAAAACACAGCCCCUGAGCGCCGCCCCCUUCCAUUACAACUGUUGGAUUUUCAAAUCCAAACGAGAGGUCUAAACUCCCGAGGAAAAAAAACAUUUGAGAAAGCCAAUCUAACCUGUCGCACAAUUUCUGAGCGAAUAUUGCAUUAACAAAUGGCCUCCUUUCCAGACCAGUGUGGUCACAGCUCUCCCUGCUCCGUGAGUCACGUGGGUCUCGUCAGUUAGGCUAAGUUUUCACCCCCUUCAGGUACAGAAUAACAGGAAUAUGUCUACACAAACACAGCUUGUCCUUGGCUGUGGUGUGUGUGUGUGUGUGUGUGUGUGUGUGUGUGUGUGUGUGUGAGAGAGCGAGAUAUGCCCACACUUGCUGGCCUGGCACAGAAAUCCUCUGCUCUCUGGCAGGAAGUGAAACAUUUUGUUUUGUUUAGUGGAUCCUCUGUGAACCUUUGAAGCGUCACAAUGCUGACUUGAAAAAUGUCAACAAGAAGUGUUAUGCUCGAUGUCGACUAGUCACUUUGUAUGGGUGACCUUUUACGGAGGCUUUAGUCUGUGGGUGGGUGACUGGGAUUCCGUGCACUGGUCACUGUUUUGUGCUGUGAAAAGUUUUUCUAAGUGAGAUAGGGUUUUCCCCAUGUUUGGAUUCUCUCAAUGAUCUACACAUGCUCCUUGAUCCAUGGAUGUUUUCCUCAAUAACCUCUUCAAGUCUCCUUCCCCUCAUCUGCACUGAUCUGAAAACACAGGAUAGGUGAAUGAAAUGCGGUGGAGACCUACGGGGACUUUUACAUAUGAGUGCAAACUACGGAAAGAAGAGAUGGAAAGGAAGCCUCUUGAGAGUUUGAUUUUAUUUUAUUUAUUAGGCUCCCCAUUCGCCAACGCCAAUGGCAACAGCUAGUCUUACUGGUGUCCGACACAUAACGAAAAAGACAUUACAGACAAAAUAAUUUACAAUUUACAUACAUUUAAAAACAUUAACAUGUAGUGUGUGUGUAUCUAUCAGUUACAUGUACAUGUCAGUACAUACACACAACAAGUAGGUCACAUGGGGGAGAGGCGUUGUGCCGUGAUGUGUUGCUUUAUUUGUUUUUUUGAAACUAGGUUUGCUGUUCACCUGCGCUAUAUAAGAUGGAAGGGAGCCACACUUACUGCAAUGAAAACAGAGGGAGGGAGGAAUCAGUUGAGAAUACUGAAAUGCAGCCAAUAUUCCCAGCUGUGUGGUCGAGCUUGGCUUCCAAAGAAUCUGCUCACCAUGUUUCCCAUCUACAUGAGGCGGUCUGUUGUCUCUGCCAGGGGAAACAUGGCCGGGUCUAUUUCAGUACCACAGAGUUCAGACACUAACUGAUCCCUCCCUCCCUCUGUUUUCAUUGCAGUAAGUGUGGCACCCUGCCCCCUGAGAGUUGCUUCUUCAGCCUCAUCUGCAGUACCGGAUCCUUCCUGGGUAUGUACCAGUAAAACUCAUGUUUAUUUUGAAUAGGAACAAUGAUGCAUCAUAGGUCCAUUAUCAGCUUGCAGUGUCAUCAUUGUUAAUGCACUGACUGCUCUGAGGCCAGCUAAAAUGAUUUGUAGGGCGGCGGCAAAUUGUUAGAGUUUGGAUUACGAUGCAGAUCGAUGACUACUUCUCUGUUAGCAAUCCACUCACUCAUAUGCAUACCCAGUACGCUGUACGUAACUGUCAGAGAUGUCUGUAGUUCUGUCAUCCUCUUAUACUUUCAUUGUAAAAGUAAAAGAGUUUGCCUCAAUGGGAAUCCCUAAAUGUAGUCGUUAAAGCUAGAUAGUUUGUGUGUAUGUAUUGAUAUGUAGGCUAUGUGUGCCUUUUUAAAACAAAUUGAUGUAGUUCUGUCCUUGAGCUGUUCUUGUCUAUUAAUGUUCUGUAUUAUGUCAUGUUUCAUGUUUUGUGUGGACCCCAGGAAGAGUAGCUGCUGCUUUUGCAACAGCUAAUGGGGAUCCUAAUAAAAUAACAAAAAUACCAAAAGCUCCAGGUCGAUGUUUUUAAAGCUGUGACUAACCAGGUCUCUGUUCCACAAACAUAAGUCUAAGCCCCCCCAUCAUUUGUACUGUAGAUCCAUACAAAACGCGUUUCUCCCAUUCCCAGUUGGAAGUUAGAACAAAGUUAGAAUGGGCUGGUUUUGAAGUGAUUAUUACAUUCUUAUCAAACAGUUCAUUUAAUACCCCCCACGGUUCAGUUUGUUUGAACAGGGCUCUCUUAUGUCGAGUAGCGGUUAGAGGCACUGCUGGGGGGUUGAAUGCAACACAAAGUGCUAGCGAUCACGUACUCAAACACAUGAACAAAGCACACCACCAAAAGCCACAAAGGGAUGGUUUGUUUUUGUUUGAGCACACACACUGUGAGAGCGUUUACUUAACUCUGACACAUGGUGUGGCGUUGCAAUGAGAAGAACGGUAACGUCUGAAACCCCGGCCACAAAGUAGAUCCCUCACUGUGUCCUAACUAGUGAAUUUCCCAAAGAAUCACUUGCAAAUAGGGAUUUUUAACGCAUUAUCCGCUUUAUUAUCACUGUAUUAAAGACAGACGUCUAAACACUCGCUUAGUGGUGAGAUGGACACCAGAUGUGAACGCUACCUAUUUCCAUCCAAUGGAUUUUUGCGAAAACAGUUUGCUGCUCUUGAAAGUGUUGUACGGCUGCAGCGAAGCCUUUACUGGCCAGUUUGGUACAGAGCCAUUAGGAAUCUGCACACAAUGUGAUUUCCAGUUCUUAACAACUCAGCAGAGACGGCACAUCUUGGCCUAGUGUUGUGCACAUUCUAUCUGCUUUUCCAUCUUGCAACUCAACGUCCAAGAGUGUACUACUCCCUACUCUGCAAGAGGUACAUGUAGAGUGUUGUUUGUUGUCGCUUCCAUGCUCUAGCAGAUUUGUUAGUGAACCGUCACCAGAUGAGUGGUUCUCUCUGCUUGAUAGAUAGGUGAAAAUGUAAAUGUUUGUUUUGUUUCUCCUCCCUCCCCCAGUGAUGUUGAUAGGGCUGCUGCGGUAUGCCCACGUCAUAGAGAAGCACCAGAACUGUGUCCUUAAUACGGCCGGCCUGUCCACUUGCUGGAUCUGUGCUGCAGGACUCAUUAUGGUGGGCAACUUCCAGGUAAGAACAGAACUGACGUCAGUCCCACAGUGGAGCAUCUCUCUCACUAAAUGGCUCUUGUGAAGUGUUUGAGGAAGGUGGAAUGUGCUCAACUGUUAGAGGCCUGUGUUCAGGUUUGACCACUGUAUAGGCUGUGUAGGCUACUGGUGUGGUCGAUAGUAACAAGAUGCAACUCCACAUUUCUUAACUAAGACAGUAUGUCCAUUGUUUGUAUGAUUGCAUAAGAUUUUACUACAGUAUUACAUACAUUUAAAAUAACUGUUCACUGUCUUUAGCCUGUGGGAUUUUCACUACAUCCGGGCAUUGUAAAUCACAAUGACUUUGAAGCCGUGCAAGGUGUUUGAUGUUCCCAGUAAGGUGGAGUUCCCUCAGAUGUGGCCUAGUAACUCUGAGGUGGGCAUUUGUCAUUUAAAUUACACUAUAGGGGCUUGGGAAUAAGAUGACAUUGCUAAAGUAGGCACAUAGUUAGUAGGAAACAACUUUGCCAUCAUCAUCAUGUUGUCAAAUUCUAUUUAGACAUGGCAAUGUUGUCAUUAGCUGGCAAAGUUAAUUCAAAAUAGCUAGCAAUGCUAAUGUUAGCUAGCUAAAAUCUGGAGGUCUCCCCUCAAUCUUAGCAGCUAGCUAACGUUAUACUGCAUCUAAAGUCAAUCUGGCGACAUCAAAAUGAUGACAAAAGUUUUCCCUACUAAUUAUUUGCCUUUUCUAGAAAUGUCAUAGUGUUCUCAAGCCACAGUAAUACACUUUAGACUAAAUCUUCAUCAGCCCCCAAUGAGGAUGCAUUAAGUAGAAUGCUCAGUUGGGCAUCAGUCCUAAAACAAACCUUCAAAAAAAUAUUGUGACACAACAUGCAAUCCAUGAAUAGAGGACUGCUUCUUCUGGGGAGAGCCAAUAUGGCUGACCAGUGGCUUCAAUGCCUCUCAUUGGCCAAUGCAUAGCAUCAGUAAACCAGGGUUUGUAUACAUCAUUGGUAUCGUCCCUACUGCCUGGAGCUCCAGCUCUGUGAACUCUGGGUGCUCCACAGUCUGGCUUAGGGUGUGGUCUCGUUCAGUAACACAUUGUCCUGGUGUGGUCUUUCAGCGUGUCUGAUCUCAAUCUCCCCCACAGGCACUCAUCUCUUUGUAGGACUUCCAAACACAUCCCUAUUGAUAUUCUUAGAUAUUGUCAGUUUUAGGCAGGCUUCUGGAAAGGCCUCUGGUAAGGUCUUGCAAAUAGGAGGUUUUGGCAAGCUGCUGUGUUCCUGUACUCAGUAGGAUUCUGGAGGUCAAUCUCAGGACUUGGGCUCUUUUGACAGGAGGGAGUUGUCCUUAUUCUGCCUAGUGCCCUGAAGAAGAGGACCAUUCCUUGGAAAAUGAGACCCAUCCCACGUGGCUAUGGCAACCAAGCAUAUAUUGCAGUGAACAUAGUCUUCUGGAGUUUUCUUGCUCCUCAAACUACUUGCCAAUAGCCAGACAGUGUACACUACUGUACCUUCUUUUAAGCCACAAUGUCUGCCUUUUGUAGCCAUGAAGUAAUACAGACAUUCUGAAUGCAGAUUUAGAUAGGAGAGUUUAUUUUGAUCACAAUCACACUCUGUUCCCAGGGUUCUGAGAUGUUGUACAUGUGCUGAAUGUGAUGGAUAGGAGAGUGACUGGUCGACAGUGUUCGUGAUGUACAAAUCUCAUAGAGCGGUGACUCCAGUCACACACACACACACACACACACACACACACACACACACACACACACACACACACACACACACACUGUGAUAAAGAUAUUUUUACAGCAUGUGAGCAGACUUCGGUCUCCUAAUUGUGGUAGAGUGAGAUGAGCAUCUGUGUUUAGUCUAUAGUAUUGUACAGUGGUUUGUUAACUUUGGCUCCUAGCCAGGAAUAUUUAAAGACCCUUUGCAGUCAAAAACGUUAUUUUCCCGCAUUUUAUAUAUAUUCCCACAAUAUGAGGUUGGAAUAAUACUGUGAAAUUGUGAAAAUGAUGAUAAUGCCCUUUUAGUGUAAGAGCUGUUUGACAGCACCAUGCAGUAAAUUAGUUGAUAGACCAAUAAGAAAGGGAAUUCCAAACCGCAACGCCAAUAACAGAUAGUUUUAAGUUUUCUCCUCCCCACUCAGACCACUCCCAGACAGUAAUAGCAAAAUUCUUGCUUGAAAGAUUGCUCUUUGCAAAGAAGCUAUAUAUUAUUUUAUUUUUUAAAUUGAAAACAAUCACAGUAAGGAACUUCAUUGUUACCCAGAAAUGAUUUGAUGUUGAGAUAAAAACAGCUGCAUUGCACCUUUAAGUGACAGUAUUUUUGUGUGGGCAUGUGCAGAGACAGGUCAGCAACAACAGCUCUCACAAAAUCUGGUCGUAAAAUCCUCACCUUUUCACCACACUUGGGGUGCACCUGGUCAGUCUAUGUCAUGGAAAGAGCAGGUGUUCUUAAUGUUUUGUGCGUACCCAUGAGGGUUGAAAUUGUUUGAACACCACUGUUUGUCCCAGUGCAAACAAGGCUAAAGCCAUAGUGGAUGUGAGGAACUACUUCAGCACUUUGACAUAUCACCCAGUGUUUGUGGAUGGGAUACACAUACACAGGAAGUUUAAGUAUAGCAGGAAUCCCUUCACAAGAGUGACUGUUAUCCAGUUCAGAAACAACUCCCAGCUCCUUCUGCCCUAGGCACAUUUGAGAGGAUUAGAUACACUUAAUGUCAUACAGUAGGAGCUAGGAGUCUGUUUGGUACUGGACAUAGGCUACUGUAGAAUCUAUAAAGUAGCUCACGUCACAAAAAUGUGGACAACCCUACUGUAGAUCUUUUUCCAGGUGGUUAGUGAAGGCAGACUGUUCCCAAGCUAAAGGAAACUCAUGAACUCUAGAAUGUCAUGAACUCUAGACCUGGUGCAUGUUCCCCACCCUGUGAUUAUGGAGUCUGAACAUCUCUACCACCUCGGCCUAUCAUACAGUUGACCUUACUGUGUUUGUGUAAUCAUAAUACUAAAGAGGAUUCUCAUAGGUCAAUACAGGGGAAUACUGUACAAUGUAUUUUGUCCUGAUCUUUAGGGGUAACAAUGAAGCAGUGAAACUAUUACUAUUCUCUGUAUUCUUAUUUAAUUUUUUUCCUUGACAUGGUCAAAUAACAAGCAUAGAUUGGUCACUUUUUUUCUAAUUUAGCACACAGAAACUUUAAUUUGGUCAAAAAAUAAUGGCACCAAGUGGCCUAUAGGUGGUGCUGUUAUAAGCAGUCUUACUUAAACACUCAUAUCUGUUACAUUUUUACAUUUGAGUCAUUUAGCAGAUGCUCUUAUCCAGAGCGACUUACAGUUAGUGAGUGCAUACAUUUUUUCAUACUGGAGCUAGGAGUUACCCCUAGGGACUUGAACUUUGCAUGUAGGUGCUUUUCCUCAUGCUGAACAAAUUUGCCUCAAGGACCCAUAAGGUCUGUCAGGAUAGAUUUUCCUCCAUCUUGUAGCCCAUGGUACAUCUCUUAACUUAGUUUGAGAAAGGCUAAGGGAUUGUUUAAGAGAUGGCUGAGUUAUUGAUAAAUCAGGAAUUCAGAUUUUAUGUGUCCAUUUAAAUCCUUCGUAAAUCCACUCCACAAUGGCCUAACAGGUUCAUCAAAGUUAUUACCAUGAUGAACCAUGUUAAGUUUGACAUUGAUAUCUUAAAAAAUAAGGAAACUAGUAACAAUUCACUUUUUUGACUAUGUAAUGCUAAUGCUUAAAAUAAUAAUAAUACAUCUUCUCAUGGACUAAAAGUCAGAUUCACUCCAAAUGUAGUCUUUGGACACAUUACAUUUUACAUUUUUUUACAUUUUAGUCAUUUAGCAGACGCUCUUAUCCAGAGCGACUUACAGGAGCAAUUAGGGUUAAGUGCCUUGCUCAAGGGUCGCUAAAUAGUCGCUAAAUAGUUAAAUAGUUUAACUAAAUAGUUUGAGAAAAUAACAUUGAUGCAUUCAAAGAUGGCCACACUAUACCAGUAAAUGCCAAGUAGCACAUGGCUGAGUUAUUGACACGUAAAAAAAACUGAUUUUAUGUGUCCAUUUAAACCACUGUAAAUCCACUCCAUAUUGGCCUAUUAACUUUAAACUUGUCAUCGCUAUCAGGGACGUCACUAAGAUGAACCACACUAAAUUUGGUAUUGAUAUAAAAAAAAAAAUCAAAGAAACUGUUAACAACUCAUUCUUUGCAUAUGUAACGCUAAUGCUCAAGAAAAAAAAAUCAUCAAAAUCAUCUGCAAUCAUCUUCUCCUUAUGAACCAUACAUCAGAUUCACUCCAUAUUUUGUAUUUAGACUCAUUACAUCAGUCUUUAAUGGUUUUGAGAUUGUUGCUGCAUUCAAUAUAUAGAAACUCAAUAGAUUAAGUAAUGACUUUAAGAAUGAUUACCUGCUGCAUUCAAAUAUAACAACCUACAGCACUUGCGUCAUCCUUGUGGUAUUGAGAGAUAAACAUGGUAAUGCUUUCACUGAUUGCACAUAAAGGAAGAUAGUUCCUACAUGAUAGAGUACUUGCUUUGUUAUCCAACUGAUCUUGUCCUUUCUGUCAUCAUGUGAACCCCGUUCAUUGCUGCUAUUUUUGUAUGGUUAUACUGAAGCUCCUCUGUUUUAGAGUGUUAUUCUGAUCCUCCAUUGUUCUCUUUUCCUGGAAACGAGUCAUUUUGUGUUAGGAUCUCAGAUAGAGUAACACUGUUAACAGUGACUAUACUCUCCGCGUAGGAGAACCCUUUGAAUAACCCUUUUUGGUUCCAGGUAGAACCCUUGUGAUUCCAGGUAGAACCCUUUGGGGUUUCAUGUAGAACCUGUUCUACAGCCAAAAGGAUUCUCCCUGGAACCAAAAAGGGUUCUCCAAUAGGGACAGUCGAAGAACUGUUUUGGAACCCUCUUUUCUAAGAGUGUAGUGUUGUUGGGUCAUGCUCACCUAUGCGUGUGUCCGUACGUGCGUUGGAAGUACACGUGCGUCCAUCUAUGUGUCAUAAAUAAACAUUUAUGUAUUUGUGUUGCAGGUGGAUUAUGCCAAAGUGCUUCACUACGUGGGUGCAGGGGUGGCUUUUCCCACCAGUAUACUGUUUGUGUGUCUGCAGUCAGCCCUGACCUACCGGCUGGCGAAGACCCAGAGGGAGUACAACGUGGGCCACCUUCGACUGGGGAUGAGCCUGCUAGCCUUCAUCACCCUGGUCCUCAGUAUCCUUUACACUGGUCGUCACUGUAAGAGAGAGACAGUCAGAGAGACAUGAAGGAAGUACUUAUGUGUUACAUGGCCCCCUGCUGGAUAAAGACAUAUUUUGCAUACAUGCUGUUGAUAUGAGUAUGCAUGUGUGUGUGUGUGUGUGUGUGUGUGUGCGUGUCUGUGUGUUUCCACAUGCUAUCUCUCAGUACUCCCUCUGUCUAGAUAGAAGCUGUUGUUCUCCUUAACCCUCUGUCCCUCCCAGGCGGUGUCUUCUUCAUCCAGGAGAGCUUUGCCCUGCAGCACGCCUCCGCCAUCUUUGAGUGGCUCUUCUGCAUCAUCAUCAUGCUCUUCUUUGGGACCUUUGCCUUUGAGUUUGGGGACAUGUCCGGGGACACCCUGGUGGUGCUGGCCAGAGGAGGGGGUGUCCAGGGCUUCUCCAGCAGUGACCACAAGGCUGAGGAGGCAGGAGGGCCCAACCACCACUACCAACCAGAUGGCAUAGCCAUGCUGUAG